AUGUACGACCGCGUCCGGAUAGCGUACGAUAGGAUCCUCCGGACAAUGCCCAGCGUAUUGAAGGAGAUGACGCGGGAUAUGAGGCCAGAGCCGCCGACCUACAGCCAGCGAACCGCACUCCAGGCAAUGAACGAGCAUGACCAAGACAGCAGUUCGGCUGCAACUUCGGAGGCCGACGAUGACAGCGGCGAGAAGACGAGCAACCCUGAGCACACAAGCGAGAAGCAACCCGCAAGCAAGCAGACUAGCGAUGUUGUGAGUCGCAAGACUCGGUAG
Alternaria arbusti is the source of this 276-nucleotide messenger RNA. RefSeq lists its product as uncharacterized. The transcript is spliced from 2 exons. Bases 1 to 276 code for a protein of 91 amino acids. NCBI's taxonomy places the organism in Eukaryota, Fungi, Ascomycota, Dothideomycetes, Pleosporales, Pleosporaceae. The record is from RefSeq and is a predicted model, not a curated record.